Messenger RNA from Salvia hispanica, 2425 nucleotides. NCBI's taxonomy places the organism in Eukaryota, Viridiplantae, Streptophyta, Magnoliopsida, Lamiales, Lamiaceae. The record is from RefSeq and is a predicted model, not a curated record.
AUGCCACCUAGGAGGGUAGGACGUCCUAGAGGACGGGGAAGGGGGCGCGGUGGAAGAAUGCCCCAAAUUGACGAAGGAAAUCAUGAAGAUUGGCGCGAAGUUACGCCACCACCUCCAUCUCCACCUCCGCCUCCACCUUCACCUCCCCCGCCACCACUUAUGCAAAUUCCGAGGAUUGAACGCAGGAUUGAAGAAGUCUUUCUCCGACAGAAUCCACCAAGCUUUAACGGACUGGGCGACCCGGUCGAGGCUGAGACUUGGGUGCGUGCAAUGGAACGGAUAUUCAACUUCCUGCAAUGCACAGAUGGAGAGCGUAUGACAUGCGUGACCUUCCAAUUAGCCGGAUCGGCCGAUUUCUGGUGGGAGGCACGUAAGAAGACCAUGACCCCAGGCCAGAUUGCAAGCUUAACUUGGGAGCAGUUCAAGGCAGAAAUGUAUGAUAAGUACAUCCCUAAGAGUUACCGAAAGAAGAAGGAAGUGGAAUUCUAUCACCUUAAGCAGGGAAGGAUGUCAGUAACAGAGUAUGAUAGGGUUUUCUGCGAGAUGUCCCGAUAUGCUCCAGAACAAGUCGACACUGAUGAAAGGAUGGCGGAGAAAUUUUGUGCCGGUCUGAGGCACGAGAUUAGGAUGGCAUUAGCUAGCCACGGGGGAUUGACCUAUCUGGAGUCCCUGAGCCGAGCUUUGGAUAUAGAGGCGGCAAUGCCCACUGAACGGAGCACUCAGACUGUAGCUCCGGUACCUCCUCAAAACCAUCCCCAAGGGUCCAAAGAAAAACGCAAAUGGGAAGGUACCCGAGGUCCUCAACAACAGAAACGGCCAUGGCAACCACAAUCUCACCACCAUGAUGUUGGAAGACAAAAUGCCCCAAAUCCAACUCGGGGCUAUCAAUCAAAUCUGAGACCAUGCCCCAGAUGCAACAAGGUGCACAUGGGAAUCUGCAGAUCAGGGACAGACAUUUGCUUCGUGUGUGGAAGGAAUGGCCACUUUGCUAGGAACUGUCCGAACAAGACUUCUGGAGUAGGGGCAAGGUCGAACCAGCCAGCACAGCGCACACAGUUGCAAGCAAUCCAGAUGCAACCUUGGCAACCACCACAGUUACCUCCUCCACCAAAGCAGCAGCAUCCUCGGAGGCCGAGUCUCCCAUCACAGGCCCGUGCCUAUGCUCUCAGACAGAAGAAACCGGAAGGGGACCAAGGAAAUCUGGCAGGUAUGGCUAUGCUCCUCGGUGUACCUGUCAUUCUCUUAUUUGAUACUGGUGCAUCGCACUCCUUCAUAUCAGCAUCUUGCGUAGAUACCUUAGACAUCCCAACGAAUCAAGUUGAACAUAGACUUAGGGUGUCUUCGCCUGUCGGAGGAAUAAUUGAAAUUAAGUGCUUCUGCUCAAACCUAGAGCUAGCUGAAAACUAUGCCACUAUCCUGUGCAACCAACGAAAAAUCUCUUUUCACCCUCCCGAGAAGGACGCCACUAACUUUCAUGGGGUUACCUUGGGUAAGCGGAAAUCCAUAAUCUCCGCGCUACAAGCCGCAACGCUUGUACGAAAAGGCCACCCGGCCUAUCUUGUCUACCUGAACGAAGAGAGAAAAGAAGAGAGGAAAAUUGAAGAUGUAGAAAUAGUGCGAGAGUUCCCAGAUGUGUUUCCCGACAAUCUACCUGGUUUACCCCCGGAUAGGCAAUUGGAAUUCACCAUCGAUCUCGAACCCGGGUCCGCGCCAGUAUCGAAAGCCCCAUACCGAAUGGCCCCGAAGGAAUUGGAGGAAUUGAAGAUGCAACUUCAAGAACUGAUGGACUUGGGUUUCAUCAGACCCAGUGUCUCACCGUGGGGAGCACCAGUACUUUUUGUGAAGAAGAAAGAUGGGACGCUAAGAAUGUGCAUUGACUACCGAGAGUUGAACAAGCUAACUUUGAAGAACAAAUAUCCGUUGCCAAGAAUUGAUGACUUGUUCGACCAGCUCCGAGGAGCUAGUGUCUUCUCAAAGAUGGAUUUAAAGUCAGGCUACCACCAACUGAAGAUUCGACAAGAUGGCAUUCCAAAGACGGCUUUUCGAACGCGGUAUGGCCACUACGAGUUUGUGGUGAUGCCCUUCGGCUUGACAAAUGCACCUGCGGUUUUCAUGGAUCUCAUGAAUCGAGUCUUCCACCCCUAUCUUGACAAGUUCGUGUUGGUAUUUAUAGACGACGUGCUCAUCUACUCAAAGGACAAGGAGGAACAUGAAGAACACUUGCGGAUCACUCUGGAAACGCUAAGGGCCGAGAAGCUAUACGCCAAAUUCAGCAAGUGUGAAUUUUGGCUCAACGAGGUGAAUUUCCUCGGUCAUGUGGUUACUGCCGAAGGAAUUCAAGUAGAUCCAGCAAAGGUGGAGGCCGUGCAAAAUUGGAAACCUCCUGGAACACCCAACGAGAUACGAAGCUUCCUGGGAUUGGCAG